AUCACGAUCCUUAUCUACCAGCCUAGUCAAUGGUACCGCUGAGAUCCUUAGAUGAAGAAGGACCAGAAGGCCGGCGCCGAGAUGAAGAAGGUCAUCACACCGGUACGAGGGGGCAUGGUGUUCGUUCAGGCAGAGUGUCCUAUUGUCGAAGCUUCUGAGGCGGAUCAGAAGGUUAUCACGAAAAAGGACACUCUGCCUGAACGAACACCUGCAACACCUUGUCAAGAUUGUCCUCUGAAGAAGGAACAGAAGGCCAGCGCCGAGAUGAAGAAGGACCAGAAGGCCGGCGCCGAGAUGAAGAAGGUCAUCACACCGGUACGAGGGGGCAUGGUGACACUCUGCCUGAACGAACACCAUGCCCCCUCGUACCGGUGUGAUGACCUUCUUCAUCUCGGCGCCGGCCUUCUGGUCCUUCUUCAUCUAAGGAUCUCAGCGGUACCAUUGACUAGGCUUGUGGUCCUUCUUCUUCUCGGCGGUUGGACACAGAACACAGCUGAUUACAAAUCUUCCACGCGUCAAAGCAUUCAUGGUGGUUUGGGUGGGUUGCGGCGAGAAAUGCAGAAAGAAGAGAAGUUUGAAAAGAACGAAGGGAUGCUAGGAGAAGGAAGGGGAUGAUGGGAUGGAUGAAAUAAAAAGAAAGAAGCGGAGGGAUAAGAAUAUCUGUGAGUGUUAGGGUUUCAGUGUAUAUAUUGACUUGUGGCGAGG
Messenger RNA from Rubroshorea leprosula, 705 nucleotides. NCBI's taxonomy places the organism in Eukaryota, Viridiplantae, Streptophyta, Magnoliopsida, Malvales, Dipterocarpaceae. The record is from the annotation of a GenBank genome assembly.